CAUGAUUUCUGAUUUUUGUUUGUGUACAAUUGCUUGUCCGAUCCUGCUUAUCAUUGGUGCAAAUACAAAUUUGUCUUUUUUUUUUCUUUUACUACGCAUCCUGACAUAUUCCAUCCCAAUGUUAUUAAGCACUUGUGUAAAGAUUAAUUGCCCACCUCUGACCAGCAUUGGUCUACGGCCAGUAUUUCUUACUGACACAAUCUUGCCAUCUGGUCCACUUGAUCGCAGCACUUGCCGAAAUUUUUAAUUUCAUCAUUUUUAUACAAUAAGGAACCUAGAGUUUUUAGCUGACUAAACUUAGCAGAAGAGCUCAUUUUGUAAUAUUGUUGAGACUCAA
Molecule: messenger RNA, 337 nt
Organism: Mucor mucedo
Lineage: Eukaryota; Fungi; Mucoromycota; Mucoromycetes; Mucorales; Mucoraceae
Exons: 1
Source: RefSeq, a predicted model, not a curated record